AUGAUUGCUGGAGCAUUCAUGAGCGGUGGUUUAAUGUUCAACACAAAGCUUAAGCAGGAUAUACUGAUUAUUGGACUCGGAGGAGGCGUUAUCAACAAUUACUUUACUCAAAUGAAGAAUCAAACGUUAAACGUCACUGUUGUGGACAUCGAUCCGGUGAUGCAAAAAAUAGCAGAAAAGUGGUUUGGCUGCGAAGAAUCGCCUUUGCAUCGUGUGAUUAUAGAUGAUGGAGUGAGGUAUAUUCACGAUGCAGCUCGAAGAGGAGAAAAAUAUGAUAUCAUCAUCGUUGAUUUAUGCUAUAAUAUACGUCUACCUCUAUUGUGUCCUAUCUAUGAAUUCGUAGAAGACGAUUUAAUCGCUUCAAUGAGGGCUAUAACUGCAAACACAGGUACUGUGAUCGUAGACAUCAUAACCAUGAAGAAACACAGGGAUGAAGCAGAUAAGUCUUUUAAAGGAACUGUGAUUGUGAACAUUGUCACCAUGAAGAAGAAGAGAAAUGAAGCCGAUAAGGUGCUACCUGUCUACGCUCGUCAUUUUCCUUCAUGUUAUUUCAUAGUUCAUUCUGACAAUGACAAGAUGUUGUUCUGUUCCGCCAAAGAAAAUAACGCAUAUUACAACAACAGAAAUCUCCACAAACGUUUCGUUGCUGUGGACAAAGCCCUAGGAUUUCAACUGUUUUUGAAAGAACAAUGUGCAAAUUAUCCUUUGGAAUAA
This is a messenger RNA of Strongylus vulgaris, 714 nucleotides long. The record is from the annotation of a GenBank genome assembly. NCBI's taxonomy places the organism in Eukaryota, Metazoa, Nematoda, Chromadorea, Rhabditida, Strongylidae.